AUGUUGAUCAAGCUUCUUUCGCAAUGGAACCUCAGGGAGGUAUAUCUGGACAACAUCCGCCUCCAGGAGGACGAAGCCCUCGCGAGUGGCCACGCCAAGAAGUACGUGAGGUGGAGCGGAUUCCCAGUGCUCUGGGACGCCGUGCUCCGCGCUGUCUCCGAGCAUGGCACGGGAGUGACACGCGUGCUUGGGCUACGCGACCUCGGAGAAUGUCAUUGUGAUGCGCAGGCGACCAAUGUCUCCUUCGAUCACGAUCCCAGUACGCCGGAUGUGGCGGUUUCCCGCGACGGCCAACAAGUGGUGGCUACCGCCCGCCCGGGUAUCGCGGACGUGUUCGAACGGGCAGCAUCGGCGCUCCAUACCCCUGCUGGCGCAUUGCCUCCUCCACCAGAGCAGCCUACCAGUCACCCGAAGCUCGCCCAACUGCCCGAAGACGUUCUCCUGCUCAUCGUUGCCCAGGUACCGCGGCGCACCAUUAGCCACCUACGGUUGAUGUGCAAGGCGCUCGCGGACGCGCUCUUGCAGGUAGCUGCCAGCGUCGUACGGUCUGUAUCGAUCGUACCCUCCGCACCCGGCGUCGAGGUGCUCGCUAGCAUUGCCUCGUCAACGUUUGGCCCGUAUGUCCGGCACGUCUGGAUGGCGCUCGAGUACGAGCCGGACGCCGCUUUCGACCCUCUCGCCCCAGGCCCCUCGGCUCGUUUGGCGCAGCUCGCGUUCCUCGGACUCGAGGCCAUUCCACUCAGCAGUACGCCAACAGGGGAUGACACGCCGUUCGCUCGCGGGCUCGGAAAAGCGCUCAGCAGCCUCCCGGCACUUCGAAGGGUCGGCGCCGUGGCGGCGCGAGGGCCGAAGCCCAACGGCUUAAAGGACAAGGACCAGUGCGUGACCAACGCCGUCUUCCGCGGCCUCCUGUUCGCCGCUGCUCGUGCCCAUGUUGCGGGACGGACCAUCGACACCGUUGAAUUCGAGGCAGGUGGCGAAACUGAAGGCUCUUUCUACCCUCGCCGAAAGAAUGAGGACCGUUCGCCCCCACAGCUGAGUGACCCGGCGUUCACACUCACCUCCUCCCAACGCGAGCGGGUGGCGCCGCUCCUCGGCGCACUGCAGACCCUGCGUCUCGACGUGUUCGGGUCUUCUGACGUGACUGUGCGCGAAGACUCCGGAGUCUGUGAAUUCAUCCCCCUGUGCACUGGUCUCGUUUACCUCGACCUGGAGGACGCCGUGGGAUCGGUGCUGCCCACGAAGACGGCGCCGCAAGCUGCAUCGCAGUACUCUACCCUGUCCGAGACGCAGGGGGGCAUACCCGUGCACAGGCCCGUUUUCAAGUGGACCGGCCAGCUUGCCGAUGCACUGGCACCGCUCACCAGACUCGAGGUUCUGUGGCUGAAACGAUACGCCUUUUCACUCUCAGUCCUCAUCCAGCUCCUCACUCAAGUGCAGCUGCGUUGCAUUAUGCUCAUGGAGAUUACGCUGGAAGGCGACGCAACUUUGGCCACGGACGACGUCCCGCGACUGUGGGACCAGGUGUUGCGGGCAGCCUCGAACCACGCCACGCGGAAGACCCAUCGACUAGGGCUCAGUUUCCUCCGCGAGUCGCAUGGGAAUGCAGACGACCGAAGCACGUACAAAGUCGAGUUCGACUGCGGGCCCGACGCCCGCGAGCACGCGCACGACGCCAUCUUCGAGGCCGGUACAUGCGUGAAGCUGUACCUCCGGGAGUUCAUGCGGGAUGGCGAUGAAGAAGGAGGCUAUGACCGGGAUGUGUUCGUCCGCGCGGCAGAUCUCCUGACUGAGCCCACCUCGAUGGUCGAUGAGGAGAGCUUGGUUUAUGACUGGGAGAUAUAG
Molecule: messenger RNA, 1845 nt
Organism: Vanrija pseudolonga
Lineage: Eukaryota; Fungi; Basidiomycota; Tremellomycetes; Trichosporonales; Trichosporonaceae
Exons: 1
Coding region: 1-1845 (614 amino acids)
Source: RefSeq, a predicted model, not a curated record